This is a messenger RNA of Ostrea edulis (European flat oyster), 3069 nucleotides long. Its product is annotated as leucine-rich repeat-containing protein 47-like. The record is from RefSeq and is a predicted model, not a curated record. Lineage: Eukaryota; Metazoa; Mollusca; Bivalvia; Ostreida; Ostreidae. Gene Ontology annotation, molecular function: RNA binding; phenylalanine-tRNA ligase activity; protein binding. The transcript is spliced from 6 exons. Gene Ontology annotation, biological process: phenylalanyl-tRNA aminoacylation. Bases 38 to 1627 code for a protein of 529 amino acids.
ACGACUUGACUAUUUCUAUUUUUAAAAAAACAUGUAAAUGGAGGAAGUUCGGAAAGCUGCCGAUGAAAACAGACGGGAAUUGGUUUUGAGUGGUCAAAACAUUAGUAAAGUCAUAGAGAAAAAUGGGUUAGACGAAGAACUGUAUCAAUUGACUUGCUUGAAUUUUCUAAGUAUAUCUAAAACAUGUCUGGCACAGCUGUCACCGAAUUUGGGAAACCUGGUGAAUCUGACCAACUUGGUAUUGCACAACAACCAACUAACAGCUGUACCAAAGGAGGUACAAGCCCUGACGAAGCUGAAGUUCUUUGAUGUUUCAAACAAUCAGAUCGAGGAAAUGCCGUCAGCAAUUGUCCAUCUUCCAGAUUUGGAAUCCUUGAAUGUCAGCGUGAAUAAACUCAGCUCUUUUCCUCCGGUCAAUGAAAUGAAAUCCCUUCACAUUUUCAACAUUGCUCACAACAAUCUACAGGCACUACCAGAAGGAAUUUUCGACCCCAGUCUAGUCCAUUUAAGCCAGAUCCUAGCAGGGAACAAUGAAGUGGAACAUUUACCAUCAAAUGUGACUGAUUUGCCUCAUUUAAAUAUGCUGGAUCUGUCUCAAAACAAAUUAAAAGAAGCACCUGCUGAACUUAGUGAAUGUCCAAAACUUAAAGAACUCAAUCUCAAAGGAAAUAAAUUUUCAGACAGGAGGUUUGGAAAAUUGGUGGAACAGUGUGCCACCAAGUCUGUAAAGGAAUACCUCAGUAACAUUUUAAAGAAAGAGAGAGCAAAAAAUCCAGAUACAAAGAAGGGGAAAGGCAAAAGUAAAGAAAAGAAGAAAGACUCAAAGACUGAGAAUGAUGAGGUGGAGUUUUUGACCAAUGCCAUUGAUGUGUUGCACUUCCCUGAUGAGGGCGGUCUAAUGGUUGCCCUUACUCCUGCUGUGAUGUCAGUGAGACCUUACAUCGUGUGUUGUAUAGUCCGAGAUGUGGACCUGCAGAAAACUCCCAACUCAUUCAAGCAAUUCAUCACGCUUCAGACCAAGCUUCAUGAUACGUUGUGUGAUAAACGACAAGCCGCCACCAUUGCUACACAUGAUUUGAGCAGUGUAAAAGGUCCACUGAAAUUUGAUGCCAAAUUUCCACCUCAUCUGAUGAUUAUCCCGCUUUCCAAACAAAAGGAAGUGACUGGAGAGAAGUUGGUGGAGGACCUGAUAAAGGAGGCAGAACAUUUACGCAAGGAGAAGAAAAGAAGCACAGUGUCUGGUAUUCAUAAAUAUCUUGACUUGCUGAAGGACAAGAUGCAGUAUCCAUGUUUAGUGGAUUCCAGCGGAGUCGUGAUUUCCUUCCCACCAAUUACAAACAGCAACAAUACCAAGAUAUCCAAAGAAACCACAUCCAUUUUGAUUGAAGUAACCAGCUCUACCAAUCUCGAUGUCUGUAAGAAGGUUUGUGAUGAACUCCUGGUUAAAAUGUUGGAAAUGGGCCUGGGAAAAGACUCAACAGAUGAGGCCUCAGUAUCAUCAGGUCCGAAGUCUUUGACUGUAGAACAAGUCAAAGUCACUGAUGAGGAAGGUAAUCUCAGAGUUGUCUACCCUUCAAGAACCGACCUGAAUAAACCGGGAAUCACCAUCAACAGAAAUUAUGAAUAAAUGGACAAAUUUCUUAAGUCAUUAAAUCUCUGAAAAGUUGAAAAUUGGAGUGUUUAAAAGUUUGUUCAACGAUAUGUUUUGAUUUACUCCAGUGAUAUUUCAUGCAGCCAGACUUUUCCCCCAAUAAACAUUGUUUUAGCAUAUAUUGAGUACAGCUGUACACAUUCUAUAAAAUUGAAGUAAUAGAAGCUGGUAAACUUGGUAGAGUAUCUUUGAUAAGAUGAGAAAGUGAAGAUUCGGUUUUCCAAAGCAUUACUAGGAUAUGCAUCACAUUGAAACUAGUGUUCUGAGAAAGAAAUUGUGAUGGAAGGAAGAGAGUUUGGUGUGUUAAUUGUGGUAGAUAUUAGGAAACACUUCUAGUAUGCAGAUCCUCAUAAAUAUGAUGCCAACACCUGUGAACUGAUUAUUAUAAUCACUGAUAACGUGAUUUUUACUAAUACGUGACAGAGACAAAAGUAAUAGUUUUGGGUGAUCUGUAAUGCAUAUUUACAAAACAUGAGUAGAGAAAAAUAAGUCUUUCCCAGAUUAGAAAAAUAUAAGGUGUUUGUGAGUGGAGGGAAAUUAUCAUGAUCCAAUGCUGAACAGGAAGCCAUCUAUUAGAAUUGUUAAUUUCAUGAUCCGUUGGACAGGAGGUUCAGUUGCUAGGGUGAGACCAUUAUGGUCAUUUAGUGUUCAUGUCUGUAAUGUUAAAAAAUCAUCUUGUUCUGCACAUUGGAAAGAAAAACUGAAUGCAUGCAUAUGUAAGUAUGCAAAGCAGGAAACCCUGUACUAAAAUUGUAAGUUUCAUGACCCCAGGGACAGGGAGUUCAAUCUCUAGAACAGGGCCAAAGUGGGCAGAUAAUUAAGCAGAACAGACAGCCUUCUAUUGAAUUUGUAAAUUUCAUGACCCCAGGGACAGGGAUUCAGUCUCUAGGGUGGGGCCAAAAUGGGCAUAAAAGUGUUUAAAACUUGUCUUCUUUUCUGUUGACACUAAAUAAGAACUUGUAUAUUCAGGGAGCCUUCUGUCUAACUUUAAAAUAACUGGGACAAGGCUUCAUAUCCUAGGGCUGUCUGCCAAAAUUUUAGAUAACAUGACCCUGGGGCAGAAGUUUAAGCCAUGGUGCGGGGUCAGAAUGGUACAUGUAAUACUGUAAAUGUAUAUGAUUAAUGUUAUAAAAUCUUCAUACUUCUUUCAAUGUUGAAUGAAAACUAAAUUCACAGUUAGACAAUGAGAGGAUAAACUGUCAACAAAAGUUAUAGAUUUCAACGUUCAUUAAGGCAGUUUGGGGAGGGUGUUAAAAUGACCAAUGCUUGAAAUGUUUUGUUGACAUUUAAUGUAAGCUUUAUUUGUGGUUUUGUUAGAAAGUGUGCAUGGGGAAAAGAGAAAUCCUUGUUUCGGUAGAACAUUUCCUUAUUAAUAACUUGUAUAAAAGUUCUGAAUAAAGAUUUUAAAAAUAUUGAAA